UCUAAAAUUGCUAAGCCACUGAGGCGUCGGCGUCGGCACAAAAUUGCCGCUCCCCCUCCAAUAAGCCAGCAGCGCCUUCUCUGCGGCGGGGCGCUGCUCCUAGCCUGCGCCCUUCUUGCCUGGCGCGAGGGGCAAACCAUAGACAAGGCUGCCAUGGCCGACCCGGAGAUCGACGUCGUCGCGCUGACGAAGACGUACUUCGAGGUCUGGAACUCGCACGACGAGGCGGCCCUGCGGGGCUUGCACGCGGACGCGAGCAGUCUGCACGACUGGGACGCGACGCUCAGUCCCACGAACGCGGCGGUCGCCGCGGGCGUCGCGAAGAUCUGGAAGGCGGAGCCCACGAUCAAGUGCGAGAUCAUUGACCUCUACACGUGCGGCCCGGACCUGACGGUCGUGGCGAACAUCAACGUCGUGGUCAACGCCGACUUGACGCUCACUGUCUGCGACGUCAUCGAAUUUGACGCUUCCGGGCGGGUCACGAGCCUGAACGCGUUCCUCAAGAAGGACUGAGCCAGCCUCCGCGCGCCGACGCGUGCGGACCGCUCGAGAGGGGCAUCUAGACUACUUGUAGUAGACGGUCAAAUAAGGGCCUAGUAUAGAGGUCUAGUGUAGAGGUAUCUACUAACAAUCCACCCC
Messenger RNA from Pelagomonas calceolata, 639 nucleotides. The record is from the annotation of a GenBank genome assembly. Lineage: Eukaryota; Pelagophyceae; Pelagomonadales; Pelagomonadaceae.